AUUGAGAGAGAGAGAGAGAGAGAGAGAGAGAGAGAGAGAGAGAGAUGUGGCUAGUAUACAUAUGCAAUGAGGAAGAGAAGGUGCUGGGAACAGAGAAGGCGCCAGGAUCAUGCCCCUACCGUGGAGGAAUAGUCCAAGCCAUGGAUGUCGAAAGUCAACAGACCUUUUGCUUUCUCCCUAUAUGUUUCAAAACCAAACGCAAAUACCAUUGCACCUUGUGCUCCAAACGUUUAGUCCUCUACCCAUGACAUUCCUCCAUUACCAUUUUUAAUACACCCAUUUGUAUUUAUGUUUCUAUACA
Messenger RNA from Magnolia sinica, 301 nucleotides. RefSeq lists its product as uncharacterized. Bases 45 to 248 code for a protein of 67 amino acids. The transcript has a single exon. The record is from RefSeq and is a predicted model, not a curated record. NCBI's taxonomy places the organism in Eukaryota, Viridiplantae, Streptophyta, Magnoliopsida, Magnoliales, Magnoliaceae.